Molecule: messenger RNA, 1549 nt
Organism: Oncorhynchus nerka (sockeye salmon)
Lineage: Eukaryota; Metazoa; Chordata; Actinopteri; Salmoniformes; Salmonidae
Product: B-cell receptor CD22-like
Exons: 7
Source: RefSeq, a predicted model, not a curated record
CUAGACCCAGUCACCAGUUAUAACAGCCUGAUCCUAGACCCAGUCACCAGUUAUAACAGCCUGAUCCUAGACCCAGUCACCAGUUAUAACAGCCUGAUCCUAGACCCAGUCACCAGUUAUAACAGCCUGAUCCUAGACCCAGUCACCAGUUAUAACAGCCUGAUCCUAGACCCAGUCACCAGUUAUAACAGCCUGAUCCUAGACCCAGUCACCAGUUAUAACAGCCUGAUCCUAGACCCAGUCAGCAGUGAGGAUGCAGGGAACUACUCCUGUGCUGUAGAAGGCUUAGAGAGAAUCCUCUCUCCAGAAGAGACUCUCACUGUCAGAUAUGACCCAAAGAACACCUCAGUGUCAGUCAGUCCCUCUGGUGAAAUAGUGGAGGGCAGUUCAGUGACUCUGACCUGCAGCAGUGAUGCCAACCCACCUGUGCAGAGUUACACCUGGUACAAGAAGAAUGGCUAUCAGUCUGUCUCCUACGGGAACACAGGACCUCAUCUUGUCUUCAAUCUUAUCAAGUCCUCUGACACUGGAGAGAACUACUGUGAGGCCUGGAAUGGGAUUAAGAUGGGGAGGUCUGAGUCUAUCAACAUGGAUGUGAAAUACGCUCCACAGAACAUCUCAGUGUCAGUCAGUCCCUCUGGUGAAAUAGUGGAGGGCAAUUCAGUGACUCUGACCUGCAGCAGUGAUGCCAACCCACCUGUGGACAAAUACACCUGGUACAAGAAGAACGUAAACUCACCAAAAGCAUCAGGACAGAGUUACAGCAUCACUAACAUCAUCUCUGAGGACAGAGGAGAAUAUUACUGUGAGGCCCAGAAUGGAAGAGGAUCUAUGAACUCUACAGCUCUGAUGAUCAUUGUAGCAGGGAAACAAAUAUCAGUUCUGACUGCAGCUGUAGGAAUCAUUGUUGUUGUUCUGGUUCUCAUCCUCUGUCUCUCUGGACUCAUGUGGUUCAGGAAGAAGAACUCCACAUCCACCUCCAACACAAGAGACACAGCAGAUGAUGGACAGGGAGACUCUAGUCCAGUGUAUGACAACAUCUCAAACAUGGCCAUGACCCCUACUGCAGCACAGACAGAGUCCACAUACGACCAGGAUGAUGUUCACUACGCCAGCGUCCACUUCUCUCACUCCAAAAACCAGGAAGUGCCUCUGUACUCCACCGUCCAGCUGCAUCAACCACAGAAACAGGACCAAGAUGUCCACUACGCUGCUGUGAAAUUCAACCUCCCAGUUCUGCCACCCAACCAGCAGCAGCACAAGCAGCUGAGGUGGAUGCCUCUGGGAUCUACAGUACAGUCAACAAACCCAGAACCAAGAAGACUUGAACAUAACAAACCAAGAACCAAGAAGACCUGAACACAACAAACCCAGAACCAAGAAGACAUGAACACAAAGGCCCAGAACCACAAACCCAGAACCAGGAAGAACUGAACACAACAAAACCAGAACCAAGAAGACCUGAACACAACAAACCCAUAAACAAGAAGACAUGAACAGAACAAGUUUGACAAAAACCUUGUAUAAAUAUAAAUAAAACCUUGUAUCG